Gastrolobium bilobum is the source of this 1054-nucleotide messenger RNA. Its product is annotated as mediator of RNA polymerase II transcription subunit 7a-like. The transcript is spliced from 6 exons. Gene Ontology annotation, cellular component: core mediator complex; mediator complex. NCBI's taxonomy places the organism in Eukaryota, Viridiplantae, Streptophyta, Magnoliopsida, Fabales, Fabaceae. The record is from RefSeq and is a predicted model, not a curated record. Gene Ontology annotation, biological process: regulation of transcription by RNA polymerase II. Gene Ontology annotation, molecular function: transcription coregulator activity. The coding region runs from base 315 to 821 and encodes 168 amino acids.
GUUUGUUUCUUUCUCUGAAUGUUGUUAUUCUGAGGUUCAAAAAUGGGUUAUUUUGAAUACUAAAAAAAAAAAAAUGGGUUUUUUUUCUUACCAUUUCAUCACUGCGAAUGCUGAACUUGGUUUCAAUUUAAGCUCUCGACACAGUUCCCCUUCCUGUUAUGGUUCAGUUGCAUCUCUUUUUUAUAAUUUGUAUUAAAUUUAAUUUCCACGUUUCUUCAUGUAUAUAUAUUUUUUAAUUUAAUUAUGCAGAAUUUGAAGUUGAGAUGCAUGUAUGUAUGAUCUUUGAGAGUUUUUGAUUAAAAGAUUAGUUUUUUAUGGCAACGGCAACAUAUCCACCACCCCCACCUUAUUGCAGACUCUACAAAGAUUACUUGCAAGAUCUUAAGUCUGCUCCGGAGCCUCCACCACCUAUUGAAGGAACUUACGUUUGUUUUGGAUGCAAUUACACUACUAGUGCCAUUCUACCGAGCUUGGAAGAACAAGGGGUGCGCCAGCUCUAUUCUAGGGGGCCUAAUGUUGAUUUCAAAAAGGAGCUGAGGUCACUUAAUGGAGACUUGCAACUACAUAUUCUGGAGCUUGCUGAUAUUCUUAUUGAGAGACCUUCACAGUAUGCUAGGAGAGUCGAAGAAAUUUCAACUGUAUUCAAAAACUUACAUCACCUUUUAAAUUCACUACGUCCUCAUCAGGCAAGAGCAACAUUAAUUCACAUUUUGGAACUUCAGAUACAGCGCCGUAAACAAGCAGUGGAGGACAUAAAGAGACGGAGAGAAGAGGCACGAAGACUCCUUAACGAGUGUCUGGCAACACUUGAUGGCCAUUAGAACAUUCUCUAUCUUGCAUUCAUAAUAUGAAAUCUAUUGAGCAAAUUAAUCUUAUGUGAGAAAUGAAUUUUGAUCUUUAGAUUUGUAAAAUUAGUCAAAAGAUUAACUCAACAUGUUAUGCAGCUUCCUCCAAUGGUCAUGUGACUUACUGUCUUGUGUUCUUUUAAUGAAGGCUGUUUUGCAGCUUGUGCAAGAUCUUAGGGCUAUUUUUAUAAAGUCUGAACUAUUAAUGA